GGAAGUGAUAGCCGUAUGCACUAUCCAGUACAGCACUGAUAUCCAGUGGAGCUCAACGCACAUCAUGAACGGAAAACUUGUGUUGAUUCUCGCAGUAAUCGUCUGUUCUCUAUGGUUCACGGAAUGCUGUGAGCCCGACCAGGCUCAAUAUGGAUGCAAGUUCAGUGGAACCACAUGCACAUGUGGAAACGGAUGCAAAACAGAGUACAUCUAUAGAACAAGACGGGCGUGCCUUAACGCUUUGAGAGAGAAGAACUCAAACGUAUGUUUUCGCAUGCCCUGUGUGAGAGGCACAUGCAUACAGACAGCUCAAGACUCCGGAUAUACGUGCAAAUGCGAAGGAACUGGAUAUUAUGGUCAAAGAUGUGAAAAAGCCUGUCCAACAAUACAGAUGCGAGGAUUGCUGUUCCCUCAUGAAUGUGUUGUUAUUUAAAACCACGACUGUAUUUCCAUAAUAUUAAGCAUACUAAUAUUACUUGAAGUCUUAAAAACUUACUUAUGAUGUUAUCUUCUCGUAUGACGAAACAAGUAAGAUUCAGUGCAAACGAAUCCAGUAUGUACACUUAUUUAUUAAGUAGGUAUUUAAGUGAUAUAUUUAGAGGAAGAUAAUAUGAACAAUUUAUUGAUUUAAUAUUAUAUCUUAAAAUAACACGUGUAGAAUAUGUUUACUUAAUAAAAAUUGGCUUUUACUUGAA
Messenger RNA from Leptidea sinapis, 695 nucleotides. RefSeq names its product cubilin-like. Lineage: Eukaryota; Metazoa; Arthropoda; Insecta; Lepidoptera; Pieridae. Bases 65 to 433 code for a protein of 122 amino acids. The transcript is spliced from 4 exons. The record is from RefSeq and is a predicted model, not a curated record.